GAACAUCCCUUCGUUUUUCUUUUUGUCGCCUGCUCGCUCGUUUGUCGUUGCUCGUUGCUUCGACUUCUAAGUUCUAGAAGUACCAUUUAAGUUUAAUAAGUGUUAACUCCGAUUUCAGAAACAAUAUGAAUAAGAUAUUAAGAAUUAGGGAAAGCCUGGUGUUGUCAUCCAGAAUGAUUUGUACAAACAUCUACUUCCCUACAUUUCUACAAGUUUCUACACCAUUAUUAGCAGAGCCCAUGAAAAAAAAGAAAAAAAUGGACCCCCAAAUUCUCAAAGCUAGGGAAGAACGGAAAAAGAAGAGGAUUGAAAAGUCAAUCAAGAAACUUGAGAAAAAUGUCAAGCAAUUAAAACCAAUAGAAGAAAUUGAUUUAUCCAUCAGUCUUCAAAAAGAAAAAUGGACAAGAGAGCGGGCAGAAACAGUUCCAGAACCAUUAUUGAGGCAGAGACAAAACAUUUUGAAAGCUUGGUGUACCUAUAAAUAUCAACAGCACCUUCAAGAAAUGAAAAUGGUGGAUCGUAUUGGGACAUCACAAUCUCGAGCCUUGGAGCAAUUAAGAGAGAUAUCUGAAAAUCUGUACAUUGGUGCAAUACAGACGGAUAGCACAUUACUGCCCUUUACUGCAGUUGGACCUAGCAGUACCCCUCCACUCAAUAACUAUGAAGUAGAUGGAGAGUAUAUUGAUGAGACACCAAAGUGGAAAUAAUACAGUUUUGGAAUAUUGAAUCAGUUAUGAGACUUUUAAAUGCUAUUCAAUAAAAAAAUAGAUUUCGUUAUUGAGUUCAUAAGUUAUAAAGUAAGGUGGCAUCGAAUGAAUACGCUAAAUCAAGCGCAGUAGCUUUAAAAAACUGUAAUUUUCCAUUUGAUAAAGAAAGCUUUGAAAUACAAAUAGGAAAACAAGUA
Molecule: messenger RNA, 904 nt
Organism: Daphnia pulicaria
Lineage: Eukaryota; Metazoa; Arthropoda; Branchiopoda; Diplostraca; Daphniidae
Gene: mRpL40
Product: 39S ribosomal protein L40, mitochondrial-like
Exons: 5
Coding region: 126-707 (193 amino acids)
Cellular component (GO): mitochondrial large ribosomal subunit; mitochondrial ribosome
Source: RefSeq, a predicted model, not a curated record